AUGAAGUUGAUUGGUGAUCUGAAGAAGGAUUUAGCAAAGUCCUUUGAAAUGAAGGAUUUGGGCCAUGCGAAACAAAUUUUGGGCAUGCAGAUCAUGCGAGACCGAAAAUCCAAGAGGUUAUGGUUAUCGCAAGAACGGUAUGUGAAUCAGAUUCUGGAGAAAUUCAACAUGAAAUCGGCUAAGCCGGAAAGAUACGAUAUCCAUUGUGAUAGUCAGAUCGCAUUGGAUUUAAGUAAAAAUGCGAUGUACCACUCUCUCACGAAGCACAUUGAUGUCAGAUAUCAUUGGCUACGUCAAGUAGUGGAUGGACAACAGUUCAGGUUGGAAAAGAUUCACACUGACGAAAAUCCUGUUGACAUGAUGACGAAAGUUGUAACAGGAGGAAAGCUUCAGCUUUGUGCCGAGUUGAUCGGCAUGGAAUGCAUGUGA
Molecule: messenger RNA, 429 nt
Organism: Striga hermonthica
Lineage: Eukaryota; Viridiplantae; Streptophyta; Magnoliopsida; Lamiales; Orobanchaceae
Source: the annotation of a GenBank genome assembly